UUGAGACGGUCCGCCGAAUCAUCUCCUAGCCAGAGUUGUGUGUAAUUGUGUGUUUGUGUGUGUUCGAGUGCGUGUAACGUGUGUGUGUGCGCCGUGCUGUGCCGUUUGUGUGUGUUACAAAUUAAAAUCAGUUAGUUAAAAAUGACGACCUAUAUGAAAAUAUUUAACGAACGCAUCUCGGGCCUAGCCACGGGUGUGGAUGAGACAGUCGAUAGCUGGUUUCUGAUGAGUUCACCAGCUCCUGUGGUGACAGUGGUUCUAGUCUAUUUGGCAUUUGUAUUGAAAAUUGGUCCCGAAUAUAUGAAAAAUCGUAAACCCAAGGAUCUGAAACGUAUUAUGGUGCUGUAUAAUGCUUUUCAAGUAUGCUACUCCAUCUGGAUGUGUCGCACGUCCAUUCGUGAAAGUAAUGUGAUGGCAUCAAUCUUUUCAAAGAAAUGUGAAAUCAAUCGUACACGUGAACAGAAUUUAGCCUUAUAUUCGGGAGCCUGGUUCUAUUUCUUCUCAAAGAUCAUUGAUCUAUUGGACACGACAUUCUUUGUGCUGCGUAAGAAGAACAAUCAAGUGUCCUUCCUGCAUGUGUAUCAUCAUACCAUUACUGUGAUGUUCUCCUGGGGCUAUCUGAAGUAUGCACCUGGCGAACAGGGCGUCAUCAUUGGCAUUCUCAAUUCGGGCGUACAUAUCAUUAUGUAUUUCUAUUACAUGGUCGCCGCCAUGGGACCUCAAUAUCAGAAAUAUCUGUGGUGGAAGAAGUACAUGACAAGCAUCCAAUUGAUCCAGUUUGUCCUCAUCUUGGGCUAUAUGUUGCUGGUGGGUGCCAAGGGAUGCAAUAUGCCAAAAACUUUGACAUUCUUCUUUGUGGGCAAUACGAUUAUUUUCCUGUAUCUGUUUGGCAAUUUCUACCGCAAGACCUACAGAAAGGGAAAGAGCAUCGACAGCAAUGGAUCUGUGGGAACUGGCACCAGUUUGGCCCAAUCGGCUCUACGUGCAGCAGGCGGCAUGGGUUGCAUGCCCAUCCAGUCCAAGUCCAGCCAAUUCAGCAUGCCAACGCCAGCCAAACAGUCCUAUAUCGAUCUGAACAACAACAGUGUGAAGCCCAUGAAACUGGACUGAGAGAAUGAGACCGAUUUGUUGGUCGAUUGUUUCUCUCUGUGUAGUUUGAUUUGGUCUGGUGGGAUUCACUUUUAUAUGUCUAAUAGAGUUUUUUAGUUUAGAGCGGGGCUUUAGUCUAGUUUAAUCAAAAGAAAACAAAAACAAAAACAAAACAAAUGUAAAACCAAUAACAAAAUUUCGAAAUCUGUAUCUGUAGUGUGCACCCUGUAUAAUGUUUAUGCCAAUUAGCAGCAACAGCAGAAGAUAAUAAUCCAAAACAAAAAAAAUCAAAAAACCCCACAAAAAAAAAAUCGUUAGUUAGAUAAGUGUGAAUGUAUUAGUUAUGUGUAUGUAUGAGUUAAGAAUGUAUGUGUAUUUUUAUCUAUAUCUGUAUUUUAAAAUGUGCAUGUGUAUUAAGAAUCUUAUUAAAGAAAUACAGCCGUAAAUCGUUUCUCAAAAAGAAAAAAAAAAUAAAAAUGAAACAAGAAAAUUAAA
This is a messenger RNA of Drosophila willistoni, 1584 nucleotides long. RefSeq names its product elongation of very long chain fatty acids protein 7 (gene bond). The coding region runs from base 142 to 1110 and encodes 322 amino acids. Gene Ontology annotation, biological process: fatty acid elongation, monounsaturated fatty acid; fatty acid elongation, polyunsaturated fatty acid; fatty acid elongation, saturated fatty acid. The transcript is spliced from 4 exons. Gene Ontology annotation, cellular component: endoplasmic reticulum membrane. The record is from RefSeq and is a predicted model, not a curated record. Gene Ontology annotation, molecular function: fatty acid elongase activity. Lineage: Eukaryota; Metazoa; Arthropoda; Insecta; Diptera; Drosophilidae.